Molecule: messenger RNA, 651 nt
Organism: Cylicostephanus goldi
Lineage: Eukaryota; Metazoa; Nematoda; Chromadorea; Rhabditida; Strongylidae
Source: the annotation of a GenBank genome assembly
UUUUUUUCUGGCAAAAGACGUUUUGAGGACAAAGCUCUCUGGCACAUAGAACUAGCGGAUGGAACGCUCGUGACAUCAAGAAAUAUCGUAAAUGCUGGAGGCAUGUGGGCAAAUGACAUUGCUAGAUUGACGGGCCAUGAACUUCCUAUGGUCAUCGUUGAAGCGCAAUUUGCUGACCUUGAACCUGAUGGGCCCAUCCCUGAUAUGCCUGCUGUAACGGAUCAUGCCAGCACAUUCUAUCUGCGCAAGAACGGGGAUAAAUACUUCUUUGGUGCUUUCGAUCCUUUUGAUAAAGUAGUGAUCAGAGAGGAAUGGAUGCGAAGAGGAGUUCCUCCUGAGGGUGCCCAAAAUAUCAAGCCCGACUUUUCUCGCAUAAGCGAGGCAUACGACAAAGCCUGCUUACUCAUACCUUCUAUCAAAAAUGCCAAAGUAACACCCAAAGCUGCUGCAAUUUGCAUGACUCCGGACGGGUAUCCAUUGGUUGGACCGUUCGCUAAAAAUUAUUGGGUUGCAGCUGGUUUUAUGGACGGUGUCACCAGUGGAGGCGGACUAGGAAAAUAUCUUGCUGAUUGGAUGGUUGACAGCCAGCCACCUAUGGAACUGUGUGACACUGACGCCAACAGAUAUGAUCGAUGGGCAACACGAGAGUGA